AUGGAGGCAAUGGAGGCCCAUCUCUCCUUAUGCCGCCCUCCGACGUGGCCGACCAGCCACCCCGGCUAUGACCCCAAUCUCACACCGCAAUGCCACGGCCCCUCCCCCUCGACCUCGAACCCUCCACUUGCCGCCCCUCCUCUCCCCAACGUCUUGAAACCUUUCGUGGUCCAGAAUAAUUAUUCCGGCCGCGGUUGCCAACUCGAUCCGGAUCAACAGCUCCGACUGGUUGAGAUCUGUCGGUAUGCCAUGGAACACUGCGAUCCGAAAGCCUACCCGAAGAGUUUCUGGAUUAACAUCGCUGCGACGUUCGAAAAAGUCACCGGUCGCAGCUACUCUUGGCAGUCGUGCCGUCGACGCAUGAUCACCCUGGUCACCAAACGACUCGAAUUCUGGGCCGUCUUCGAGGAUUGUGUCCGCCAGAAGGAAUAUCCCGACGACGACGUGAUGGAAGAUGUGGCCGACGAGCUGGAUACCUGGCUGGAGUGCGAGGGACGAGUUCCGCACGACUGUUUGCAUAAGAAGGACGAGUUGUGGAAGGCGCAUGAUGCGUCACGGCGCGCCCCCCGCCCGCCAGAGAAGACGAGCCCUCAACUGACCCGCACCCCGGAAGUCCCGCAUGGCGCGAAAAUCCAGCGGGUCGUCAAUUGGGUCAUGGGUCUGCCAUCCUUGGACGAAAUGGAGCUACUCCCGCUGCACUGGGGUGAAUCUCGAAUGGAGUUCUCUUGUCGGAGUCGGGUCAAUGCAGACGACGAACGCCUGUUGGCUCACUCCCAGUCCCAAUCUCAAUCCCGCUCGCCCGGUCAGGAUGCCAACAUUUCGUAUCAUCCACGCUCUCGCUCGCCACAGGCAACCCGACCGACCCGAGCCAUGAACCCCGUGCUGGCUUUGGAUAAGAUCGGUCAGAAAUUCCACGCCGCCGCAAUGAACCUACAUCCGCCUCUUCAACAGCGCGUCAAUCCGACCGGGGCAGAUGAAACCUCCACCACACAGAGCCCCCUCCCCGUUGUCACCGCUGCCCCCGCUGCCUCCAUUGCUCCCGUGGGCCCCGUUGCUCCCCCGAUUGCCCAGUCGACCAACAAGCGACCGCGGGACGAUGACCAUGAGGCAAAUGAUCGACCGGUCCGCCGCCUUCGUCAAACACCUCGCAGUCAUCCGUCGGAGACGCCGGCAUCUGACCAACUGGGCCUGCCGCAAACUCAUCUAAACAGCGUCGAAAACUCGGUGGAUGUUGUUUUUGGCAAUUUCUGGGGCGGGCUAGCUCCGCUCUUUGGGGAUCGUGAUCUCAAGCAGCAAGCAUCGGCUACCAAAUCGGAGUCCGUCAUGCGUGAUAUGCUUCGGGACAUCGCCACCGCAAUCACCAAGGCCGUCUUGAAAAUGAGAGAGGCCGACGACAACGAAGCUUGA
Messenger RNA from Aspergillus melleus, 1407 nucleotides. RefSeq lists its product as uncharacterized. Lineage: Eukaryota; Fungi; Ascomycota; Eurotiomycetes; Eurotiales; Aspergillaceae. The record is from RefSeq and is a predicted model, not a curated record. The transcript has a single exon. The coding region runs from base 1 to 1407 and encodes 468 amino acids.